This is a messenger RNA of Lachancea dasiensis, 2067 nucleotides long. The record is from the annotation of a GenBank genome assembly. Lineage: Eukaryota; Fungi; Ascomycota; Saccharomycetes; Saccharomycetales; Saccharomycetaceae.
AUGACAGGUUUACACAUUUUCGAUCCUAUCCAGGAUUGUGAAAUCAGAACCACCGCCAAAUUGGUGAAAGAUUUGAACGGGAGCUCAAAAGUCCAUUUCAUCCAGAUUGAUCGUUUGGAUCCCCCAAAGAAGCAGGCGAUCCAGUAUCUGAAUGUAGAGAGGUACGGCAAACCAGGCGCGCAAUUACCUUACAUCCCUAGAAGAACAUAUGCUUACUACUAUUUGAACGAUGAAAUGCCAUUGUACAAGGCUCUCAUCAACGUGUCAGAAAAGCGCGUUAUCGCGAACCAGGCCACACCUGAGGGUACCGUGGGCCCAUUGUUGCCAGAAGAUAUGGGUGCGGUCGAAGAAGCUAUCAUGAAGCACCCACGAGUUCUCGCAGAGAUCGCCAAACUCAAGAUUGAUGAGUUGUCUUACCACCAUUCUCGGCUCGGGAAACUUGGCUAUUCGGUGGUGUGUGAACCAUGGAUGUACGGUACUGACUCACCCAACGAAAAGAUUCCACUCAUCCAAGCUUACAUGUACAUGAAACUGGACCACCCAGAGGCCAACCAUUACUCCAUUCCACUGCGUUUUUCUCCGGUUUUCGAAUACUUGACUCACAAAUUUGUCAGAAUCGAUUUCCUACCCGCGGGCGCCGACGAAAAAUAUAUCGCGGAGACUAUGGCCUACCAACAACUGGAAACCGUUGAGUACCACCCAGAUCUAAUCCAAGAACCCGAGCAAAGAGAGGGUUUGAAGCCCCUCAUCGUCUCCCAGCCAGAGGGCGCUUCGUUCGAAGUCGACGGCUCAAAGAUCAAAUGGCAAGGCUGGGAAUUUAGAGUAUCCACCAACGUGAGAGAAGGUGUGGCCAUUUACGACGUCCAUUUCAAGGGAAGAUCGUUGUUCUAUCGAUUCUCGCUUCAAGAAAUGACGGUCCCAUACGCCGAUCCAAGAGCGCCAUUCCAUAGGAAGCAAGCGUUCGAUCUCGGUGACUGUGGUUUCGGUAACACCGCUAAUUCGUUGGCUUUAGGUUGUCACUGUCUUGGUGUUAUCAAGUAUCAAGAUUUAACAAGAGCUGACCAAGAUGGUAACCCUGUUCUAAUGCCUUCUACAGUCUGCAUGCAUGAACAAGACUACGGCUUGUUGUACUUGCACAAGAAUUACCGUAACGGAAAUACUGUCACAACGAGAAGAAGGGAAUUUGUUGUUCAAACAAUCGCUACUGUUGCUAACUAUGAGUACAUUAUGAAUUAUGUCUUUGACCAGGCUGGUGCGAUCACUGUUCAAGUCAGGGCCACUGGUAUUCUCUCGACCAUGCCCAAUGACGAGAGUAAUGUGACUGAUUUUUCCACUAUCGUUGGUCCAGGAGUUACAGCGCCAUUCCAUCAGCAUUUAUUGUCUUUCAGAUUCGAUACUAGACUCGAUGGUGAUGAUAACACAGUUGUUUACGAUGACUAUGUUCCAAUGGAGGAAAACACCGCAUUGAACCCUUACAAUGUCGGGUACUGUCAAAAGAGAACGUUCCUCGAGAAUUCUGGAUAUAUCGAGCAGUCUCCAUUUACCAACCGUACCUACAAGGUUAUCAAUGAGAACUCCAUUAACCCUGUCACCUUGAAGCCUGUCGGUUACAAGUUUGAGAUGCCCGCUAGACAAAUGAUUCUUGCAUCAAAGAAUUCUUACAAUGUCAAGAGAGCCCGUUUUGCUACACAACAAUUUUGGGUUACCAAAUACCAUGAUGACCAGUUGUAUGCCGCUGGUGAGUUCACCAAUCAAUCUCAAGAGGACACAGGCCUUUCCAAGUGGGCUGAUGGUACCGAAAGUGUCAGAAACACUAAUACAGUAGUAUGGCCAACUUUGGCCUUGACACAUGCACCUGUGACGGAGCAAUUUCCAGUUAUGACCUCGGACUUCCUGCAAUUUUUGGUAACGCCUGCUUCUUUUUUCACCAAGAAUCCUGCUUUGGAUGUCCCAUUGGCUAAUAACAACUUCAACAAAUCCGUUUAUUACGAAGACGCUCAAAAGUCUGCUGGUCUGGCCUCCAAGGGAUCUUCAACCGCUGCUCCCUGCUGUAAGAGCAAUAUCUGA